Gastrolobium bilobum is the source of this 2451-nucleotide messenger RNA. Its product is annotated as cation/H(+) antiporter 15-like. Gene Ontology annotation, biological process: proton transmembrane transport; regulation of pH. Gene Ontology annotation, cellular component: membrane; endomembrane system. The transcript has 3 exons. Gene Ontology annotation, molecular function: antiporter activity. Bases 1 to 2451 code for a protein of 816 amino acids. The record is from RefSeq and is a predicted model, not a curated record. Lineage: Eukaryota; Viridiplantae; Streptophyta; Magnoliopsida; Fabales; Fabaceae.
AUGGCUGAACUGAACACAAGCUCGACCACUGUCAUAUUCGCAAACAAAACCAUAUGGGUGUGCGAGAAAGCAGCAGAGUUUUCAAAGUCAAAAGGAAUAUUCUUCGGCGAUAACCCAUUACAUUACAUGAUGCCAGUGCUCGCUCUGCAAACUUCCUUAGUCUCAAUUUUGACCACAUGCUUACAACUCCUACUUAUCCCAAUUGGGGAGAGUAGCUUCGUUCCACAAAUGCUGGCAAGCUUGCUAAUGGGACCAUCAGCACUGGGAGAAAUUGAAACCAUUAGAAAAUGGAUAUUCCCACCAAAAUCUUUCUAUGUAAGUGAGACAAUCGCCCUUUUCGGGAGCAUGACGUUCAUGUUCUUGAUUGGAGUCAAAUUAGAUAUACGAACGGUAACGAGAGCGGGGAAAAAGACUUGGGCCAUUGGCGUAUGUUGUUUUGUAAUGCCAAUGAUACUUAGCACAUUUGUUGCUCUUAUUCUAAGGCAAAUGUUGUCCCCGGAACAAACUCUCCACCAGUCCCUACUUUAUAUCGCAUUUUUGUUAUCAAUUACUUCCUUCCAUGUCACUGCAACUCACUUAGCAGAUUUAAAGCUCCUGAAUUCAGAGAUUGGUCGAUUAGCAGUCUCUUCAUCUAUGGUGAGUGGAUCACUCUCUGCCAUGGCGGUCAUGUAUAUAGUCACAAAGAAGCAAAGUAGCUUAACGAACGACAACUCUUUCAAUUGGAUGAUGAUUUCUAUGAUUGUAUUGGUGGUUUUUAUAUUAUUCGUUCUUCGCCCUAUCAUGUUGUGGAUGAUACGCCAGACACCCAAAGGGAAACCAAUCAAAGAGUCAUACAUAGUUUGCAUCUUUCUCAUGUUAAUGGGAUGUGCAUUUUUUAGCGAGUGCAUUGGGGAGCACUUCUUGAUUGGACCUAUUCUUCUAGGCAUUGCAGUACCAGAGGGACCGCCACUAGGGUCAGCAUUGGUUGAAAGGCUAGAGACCAUGAUCUCAGCGGUCUUUGUUCCAUUGUACUUCCUCUUCAGUGGUACCAAAUUCAAGUUCUCUCUACUUGAUACCCCUAGCUUUGCUAUUGUGCAGCUUGUGGCUAUAUUUAGCUUCUGUGGAAAGGUUCUAGGAGCCAUGUUGCCUUCAAUUUACUGCAAGAUGCCUGUGGCUGAUGCUCUCUCCUUAGGUCUCCUUUUGAGUGCCCAAGGCAUAUCCCAGUUGCUUUACUUACAGAGUUGUCUAUACCUUUUAAUUAUAGAUGCACAAUCAUAUGGUAACAUGGUGAUAUCUAUGAUAUGGUUGACAGGAGCAACCACACCUAUAGUGAAAUUCCUGUAUGACCCAUCCAAGAGGUACUUGUCCUCAAACAGGAGAAGGACCAUUGAGCAUAGCUCUCCGAAUGUUGAACUUCGUCUCAUGGCAUGCAUACACAGUCAAGAAAACACACCACCCAUCAUCAACGUUCUUGAAAUGUCGAACCCCACACAGGAGAGUCCAAUUUGUUUUUAUGUGCUUCAUCUCAUUCCUCUAACAGGAAGAUCAACCCCACUUUUUAUUGAUCACCAGCCAAGCAAUAAGACGAAUUCAUUACAUUCUAGUCAUUCACAGCACAUCAUAAAUGCCUUCAGAUCCUAUGAGCUGCAGAACUUAAACAAAGUGGUGGUGAAUCUCUUCACAUCCAUGUCCCCUUAUGAGACAAUGCACGAUGAGAUAUGUACGCAAGCUGCUGAGAAGAGAGCAUCUAUGCUGAUUGUGCCAUUUCACAGACAAUGGACAUCAACUGCGAUUACAGAAUCAGCACACCCUAUUAGAGCAUUGAACCGCCAUUUGCUCAGAACAGCACCUUGUUCAGUUGGGAUCCUAGUUGAACGUGGUGCCUUAAAUAGGUACAACCCUUUAACAUGUGUCUCCUUUUACAGUGUUGGAGUGAUCUUUAUAGAGGGGCCAGAUGACCGUGAAGCUAUGGCUUUUGCAAUGCGAAUGGCUGAUCAUCCAAAUGUUAGGGUCACAGUAAUUAGGUUAAUGGAGCCUCGCAAGAAGAACAGGAAUUUGAUCAACAGGGAUCCUGAUGGUGAUGUGAUUCACAAGUUUAAGGUUGACUACAUCCAAAUCAAACGCCAUGAUUAUAGAGAGGAAAUCGUGAGAGAUAGCGUGGAAGUGGUCAAUGUAUUACGGUCACUUGAAGGUUGUUUUGAUUUGAUUUUGGUGGGUAGAGGCCAUGCAAGUGACUCAACAUUAUUCACUGGAAUGACCGAAUGGAAUGAGUAUCCUGAACUUGGGUUUGUCGGAGACAUUCUAGUGUCUUCAGAUUCUACAUUUGAUGGGUCUGUGUUGGUGGUGCAGCAACAGAAGAGGUCUAGGGUUUCUCAUCAUGAUUUGCAUCUAGAUCAUGCCAUUAAUACGAGGCAAGAACCCUUUUCCAUUGUGGAAGUGCCUCUUGAUACAAAGGUAUGGCGAAAUGCUUAA